Messenger RNA from Hydractinia symbiolongicarpus, 3779 nucleotides. RefSeq lists its product as uncharacterized. Gene Ontology annotation, molecular function: protein binding. Bases 292 to 2637 code for a protein of 781 amino acids. Lineage: Eukaryota; Metazoa; Cnidaria; Hydrozoa; Anthoathecata; Hydractiniidae. The transcript has 9 exons. The record is from RefSeq and is a predicted model, not a curated record. Gene Ontology annotation, biological process: signal transduction.
CAACCUGCCUUGCAUUGUAAAUGAAAUGUUAAUUUGUAAAAAAAUGCUAUAAGAAUGUUUAUUUUUUAUUAUCCUUAAUCUUCCAAGUUUUAACAUUAAACUUGUUUGACAUGAUUUCUCUAAUUUCAUGUUAGCUUUUUUCCUAUUUUACUGUUUUUUGCAGUUCUUUUUAUAGAGUAGUGUAUUAAUGGCAUAUAUAUGUACUGCGUUUUCAAGUCAUUUAUGACACAUAUAGCAUUAUGGCUAUUCAAGGAAAUGCAUAUGACCUGACACAGUCUUAAUGGUUUCACCAUGAAAGGUAAAUGUUGUACGGCUAAGACACUAACGUUGGCGUUGACUCAAGAAAGUGUAAUUUGCAAUCGAUCAGUGUUGUUGCAAGGUGGUGAAAAUGCCAACAUACAUGAAAUUUAUUCGGCAGAGUUUAAGUUGGCAUUAGACUCAUAUCGAGAGCAUGCCAAGAGGCUCAUAAACAAACAGUUGAGACUUCCACCGAAUAAUGAAAGUUAUGAUAUAAAAUUCAGUGGAUUCCGUAUUAACCCGGAACAUGUCCGUGCAAAAACAUCAAUAGCGAUGGAUCUUCACAUUGUGGGUAACUUUUUGACGAAAAAAGUGAAUUUUUAUAAAUAUGAGGAUUUUUUUUCGGCAUCAGGGAAAGAACUUAUUGAAAUUUUAAAGCGUGCAAUAGAGACUGUAGUAAGAGAUCAUGCCAAUAUAGAAAUUACAACAUCGUGUUAUAAAUUUGAUAGUCUUAGCAUGUCCUUCAAAUUUCUGUUACAGAAGUCAAAUAUCACUGUUUUUAGUAGUUUUGAAGAACAUCAAGUUGUUAAGGUAUUAAAUGAGGAGUCAAGAUCAUGUAAAUUGUCUGAAUUUAAAAUGCGAUUAAGUGAGAUUGGGAUAGAAUUUGGUAUGGUGAAGAUUGACUUUCCAUGUUCAAAACCAUGCAGGAAAGUGUUAAUAACAACAAAUAUUAUUGUGGAUGAAUCUCACAAGUUAUUAGAUUUAGAUGACCAACUGAAAGGAGUUCAAGCAAGUCUUGAAGCAUUUUCAGUUGUUUACAGGGAUAUGCGAAAUGAAUGUGAUAAAGAAGUGAAAACAGGGAACAGUUCAUUGUCAAAUGGUUUAACUCCGCUUAUUACCGUGAACGGAUGUGACUCGCACCCAGUUCACCCCUUGCAAAAAUUGGAGACAACAGCAGAAGAUCACCUGUUUAUAUUUGGAAAAAAAAUUGAACGAUGUGUUGCUUUGAUUUUGGUGGAUAUUCAGAAUGACUUUAUUUCUGGAAGUCUAGCCUUACGAAAUGCUCCUGCGAAAGAAGACGGAGAGGAAGUUGUUUCAGUCGUUAAUCAAAUUUUAGAGAACUACAAAUUUGAUGUGGUUGUAUAUACGCAAGACUGGCAUCCUCCCAACCAUUGUUCCUUUAUCACCAAUGUAGAUAAAUAUAAAAUCCAUAGUUGCUCAAAGAAAACUGCAGAGAAUGUAAAAGUUUUCGAUCAAGUGGUUUACGAUGGUGAUCCUAUUUUGGUUCAAGACAUGUGGCCACCGCACUGUAUACAAGGUUCCUAUGGUGCCAAAUUACACCGAAACUUAAAUGUCUUACAGGACGGUGUUAUAUUGCAAAAAGGAACAAAUCCUUCCAUAGAUAGUUAUUCAGCAUUCUGGGAUAAUGCAAGAAAAUCUCAGAGUAAAUUGAAAUCCAUCUUGGAAAGCCAUAACAUCACCACAGUGGUUAUUGCAGGAUUGGCUACAGAUUAUUGUGUUGGUGCCACUUCUAUUCAUGCAGCCGAAUUUGGUUUUGAUACGUAUAUUGUGCAGAAUGCGUGCCGUGGCAUACAUCCAAGAGAGAUUGAUAUUAGAAUUGAACAGAUGACCAAAAAAGGUGUUAAUAUUAUUGGAUCUCAUGAGAUUCCUCAAAAACAAAGUGCAUGGUUAACAUUUCCUCCACUCAGUCCUGGUGGAAAUAAUCAGUACACUGAAGAUUCCGUCACUGUUAAAUCUUUAUUGGAGAAUUUUAUUAUUUUCAAAACAUUAGAGGAAUUCCUAAAUAAGCCAGAUUGUGAUUGUAAUUGGUUUAAACUGGGAAGGGAACUCUCAAAAGUAGUCAACAUAUCAGAAAGUUAUUUAACGAGGAUACGAAAUCGAGAGCGAUGUGGCGGUGGAAAUCCUGCAGAAGAGUUAUUUAAUAGCAUUAAGUCUAAAUUACCGUGGCUUACUACAGCUGAAUUUUCUGCUUUGAUUAAAGAAUGUCAACGAGAAGAUGUAAUGCGGUAUUUGAACGAAACGGUAUUGCCGGAAUUAUUUAGUAAUUUAUCACUUGAGCAGAUCGAACACUUGUCUGCCUUACUUAACACAAGCAAUGGUCCAGGUUGGGAUAUCUUAGCAGCCAAAUUGGGAUAUACUACAAGUGACAUUGACUUGUUAAGAAGUGUUUCUAUACAGUCUGGAUAUACUUACAGUCCCACUGGGAGCCUGCUGAGACGGUUGUUACACAUUAGUCCUGAUUUGAAAGUCAGUGUGUUAACGAAUGCUGCUCGACGCAUACACCGAAACGAUAUUGCUAAUUUUUUAUCAGAAAAUAUCAAGGAAAUAAACAAUCAACGAAUUGUGUUGAACCGAAGACACAGAUUCCAGACGUUUUGAUGGUGAUAAUAAUUUCUCCGAAGAUACUUUACCCAUCGAAAUUGUUGGAUUUGUUAUCUGCAUAUUUUGUAUCAAAAUUAUGCCAUAUUUUUACUGGAUCUAAAUUGGUCGAAGUUUGCAAUUGAAAUAUUAAAUUUUUAGUGAAUUAUUUAAAGGGAGUUAUUUGUAUGAAGAAGGUAUAAAAAAGAAAAAAGAAAGGUGUCUAUUUUUAAACUUUCUUGUGUGUGUAUGGUGCUAACUUUUUAAAGAAUGAAAAAUAAGAAAUUCUUAACAACACUAUAUCGCGACGUUUUUUUUUCACUCUUGCAGACAUUGUGAAAAUGUUAUAUUAAUAGUUACACAAAGUUUAUUGUGUUCUCUCUGAGACAGAUGUUUGGGCUGUGAGAGAUAGAAGAAAUAUUGUAGAAAAUUAAGUUGGUGAUUUUCUGAAAAAUCAUCAUGGUAGUAACUGCAUAACAAAUUUAACAGCCAGUGGAGAAUUAGCGAUACGCCCUAAUGUUGUUAACUGUGCUAAAGGGCUCGUUUAUGCCACAAUAUAUAGCAUUUUAACGACUGCAGAAAGAAGAAAGCGUAAAACUAAGAUUUUUUUUUCUGUUUGAAAUGUUAAUGGUCACUUUUGCCCCAUAGGAAAUACCUUAUAACUGUAACACUUGACAGUUCUUAUGAAAGUGAGCACAACGUGUAAAUAUGAAUUACUUUCCAAAACUUCUAUUUUAAUUAUAUUUGUUAGUUUGAAUAUAAUUUAAUUUUCUUAUUGUAAUCUGGUGUAUGUCCUUUUUGUUGUAGCAAUUGUUUUGCUCAAUAAAUGUGGAAAAAAAUAUUUUCAUACUAUCGUUGAAAAUACUUUGUAAUGUCAAUUUUUUCAGCCUUUGUGUCUGGUGAGGGCAUUAAGAUUCUACUAGUCUUUAGCCCAUGAAUGAAUUCGCAAGCUCGUCCGUCCUUUAUAUAUCACAUUUCGUGUGUUCUUAGCACAGCUAUAAAAUGACGCAAAAAUUAAAUUCCGGGUGCCAAUAGCUAAAGGGGAAGAAAAGCAUCAACUGUUGUAAUAUAUGAAUUUCUGAAAUUCUAUUGUAACUACCUAAUUUUGUAUUGAUUUCCGCUGUAUGUUUUUUUAAAGAGAACAAAGAUCUACUAUACUUGUA